Messenger RNA from Solanum verrucosum, 1395 nucleotides. Its product is annotated as snRNA-activating protein complex subunit. Gene Ontology annotation, molecular function: core promoter sequence-specific DNA binding; RNA polymerase III type 3 promoter sequence-specific DNA binding; bent DNA binding. Bases 66 to 1355 code for a protein of 429 amino acids. NCBI's taxonomy places the organism in Eukaryota, Viridiplantae, Streptophyta, Magnoliopsida, Solanales, Solanaceae. Gene Ontology annotation, cellular component: snRNA-activating protein complex. Gene Ontology annotation, biological process: snRNA transcription by RNA polymerase III; snRNA transcription by RNA polymerase II. The record is from RefSeq and is a predicted model, not a curated record. The transcript is spliced from 10 exons.
ACUAUAUGCUUAACUGUUCUUUCUCUUCUCCAGUUUCGGCUCGUAACUGUUAAAUAAGUUCUUUGAUGUUGGACCCUGAGGCUUCAGCAGAUGAAAACUAUGUUACUGUGCCUCGUGGUGGUCCUAUUUACAUUUCUGAUAUGGUUGGUCCACUCACGAAGGUUGCUGACUUUGAGGUCAGCAUCUUCCAUGAACUUGAGCGCCUCAAGGCAGAGUUGUCCUCUGAUUCACUGGAAAUGUUUGAUGAUGAGAUAUCGAUUGAAGAUCUUAAAAUUAUCUGUGAAGAAGAAUUGGUGGCUCAGGCCUUUGAAGAAGCAUUUAAGGAUGACGAAUUAGGGAUCCUCAACAACAAAGGUCCAGAUAAAAGCAAGACCAACAAGAGGAAACGGAAGAAGAAGAAUACUGUUGAUGAACACUAUUUUCUGAAGGUGGAACAACUUGCAAAAGUUAAAGAAAAACAAGAGGAAGAGAAAGCAGCUGCACGAUUGCACUCUUUCAAUGGUAGUUGCAGCAGCAGCCACUCUGCUCCAACAUCAUCCAGUAAGAGUGGUAGGAUGAUAUCACUCAAGUCAGUAAGCUUGGGAACAAAGGUGAGAGCAGUAAAUACUCGUGAACAUAUUGCAGUGCAGUUUCCAGAAGCUAUCCUGUGUGUUGAGAUUUAUCAUUACAAAAAGACAUGGACAAAAACUCAAGAAUUUCUGGUCCUUGGGCGGCAAUUUUUGACGGAAAUGAGAGACAAAAUUUAUUGCAUUACUGAUGAGAUAAUGAAAAAGACAGGCAAAAAUGAUCCUUCGGGCUUCUUCCUUGUGGAGGAUGUCUUUUGCAAUGAUUUCAGGCAUCCUUCUGCUACUGACUAUAGUAAGCCAAUACUUGAUUGGCUUCAAGAUUCUAGAAGUGAGGCGGUGGAAAAAUGGGAAUCUAUCGCCUCUGGUGAACUGCCACAAAAACAAAAGGCACUUUUUGGCAGUAAAAUUGGACCACAAUUGCCCCAUUUCAAGACCAUUCAAAUGCAAAAAACCCGCUUCUGUGACUUACGGUUUCGACUUGGUGCUGGAUAUCUUUACUGUCACCAGGGAGACUGCAAGCAUCUAGUUGUAAUAAGAGACAUGAGGAUGAUACACCCCGAGGACGUACAAAACCGAGCCGCGUAUCCACUGAUAACCUUUCAGCCAAAAUUGAGGUUCCAGAAAUGCUCUGUUUGCAAGAUUUUUAAAGCAGUUAAGGUGACUGUUGAUGAUAAAUGGGCUGCUGAAAAUCCUUGCUACUUCUGUGAACUUUGCUAUUACAUGCUCCAUUAUGUAGAUGGGUCUUUGCUUUAUGAUGAUUUCUCUGUGUAUGAGUAUCUCCAUGAGUAGAAUGUAAUCAGAACAGCAGAAGUUAUAUAGUAAUCCUUUU